Microcebus murinus (gray mouse lemur) is the source of this 1702-nucleotide messenger RNA. The record is from RefSeq and is a predicted model, not a curated record. Lineage: Eukaryota; Metazoa; Chordata; Mammalia; Primates; Cheirogaleidae.
CGGCGAGCACAGCGGCCCGGGCUCGGGAGACGGCGCGGGCCCUCCCUCAGCGCGGGACGUCGCGGUCCGGCCACCCGCCCCGGCCGUCGGGACCCGGAGACCGAGCGCGGACUGCGCGGGACGUGACCGCGCCGUUCGGUUUUUCCAGCCCCGGCCGCUGAGGAAGACGCUGACUGGGCGUCGGAGACAUGAAUUACGCGCGGUUCAUCACGGCGGUGAGCGCGGCCAGGAAGCCUUCUCCCAUCCGAGCCAUGAGUGAGAACCGGGCCCCUCUCCCCGGGCCGGGCCCAUCGGCUGAUCUAUUGAGCAGGGCACCAAAAUCAGUCAUCUCCUUGGCUGCUGGAUCACCAAAUCCAAACCUGUUUCCCUUUAAGACAGCUGCCAUCACCGUGGAAGGUGGAAAGACCAUCCAGUUUGGGGAAGAGAUGAUGAAGAGAGCACUUCAAUAUUCUCCAAGUGCUGGAAUUCCAGAGCUUUUGUCCUGGCUAAAACAGUUACAAGUAAAAUUGCAUAAUCCUCCCACCAUCCACUAUCCACCCAGUCAAGGACAAAUGGACCUGUGUGUCACGACCGGCAGUCAAGAAGGUCUUUGUAAGCCUGGAGAUAAUAUCCUCUUAAAUGAACCUGUUUAUGCAGGAACACUUCAAGCUCUGCGGCCACUGGGCUGCAACAUCAUGAAUGUUUCCAGUGACGAACAUGGGAUUAUUCCAGACUCCCUCAGAGAAACACUUUCCAAGUGGAAGCCAGAAGAUUCAAGGAACCCUAAGAAAAACACCCCCAAAUUUCUUUAUACUGUCCCAAAUGGCGACAACCCCUCUGGAAACUCACUAACAAGUGACCGCAAAAGGGCAAUCUAUGAGCUUGCAAGAAAAUAUGAUUUCCUCAUAAUAGAAGAUGAUCCUUACUAUUUUCUCCAGUUUAACAAGCCCUGGGCACCAACCUUCCUUUCCAUGGAUGUUGACGGGCGUGUCAUCAGAGCUGACUCUUUCUCAAAGGUCCUUUCUGCGGGGUUGAGAAUGGGGUUUCUAACUGGUCCAAAACCGUUGAUAGAGAGAGUUGUUCUUCACACACAAGUGUCAACAUUGCACCCCAGUACUUUUAACCAGCUCAUGAUAUCACAGCUUCUACACCAGUGGGGAGAAGAGGGCUUCCUGGCUCACGUGAACAGGGUUAUUGAUUUCUACAGGAACCAGAGAGAUGCAGUAUUGGCAGCUGCAGACAAGUGGUUAGGUGAUUUGGCAGAAUGGCAUGUUCCUACUGGUGGAAUGUUUUUAUGGAUUAAAAUUAAAGGCAUUUCUGAUGCAAAACAACUGAUUGAAGAAAAAGUAAUUAAGAAAGAGGUGUUUAUGCUUCCAGGAAAUGGCUUCUACGUCGAUAGCUCAGCUCCUAGACCUUACGUGAGAGUGUCCUACUCUUCAGUAUCUCCAGACCAGAUGGACGUGGCCUUCAAGAUAUUAGCCCAAACCAUAAAAGAAUCUUUAUGAAAAAAGGGCAGCAAGGCACCCGUUUUGCUGGCGAGGAUCAUAGCUAAGGCAGUGUGAUUUUUACUGCAAGCAGCUGCUUGCUUUGGUGGUUUUCUGAUUCUGGCAGAAGUAGUGAAAUGCUGGGACUAGAAAUACUUCCUGGAAGCUCCAUCUAAUUUUUCGGCCAUUCCAGCAAUUCUGGAAACUACAGAAUACAUGAUAAUACUUUUUUUUAACCA